AUUUCCGAAUGUUGACAAUUUGAUGAACGAUGAAGAUAAAAACAAGUAAAUAUUUGGUACAAAUGUUAUGUUUAUGUAUCUGUGGCAUAAAAACCUCAGUUUGUAAGAGGACAAAUCGAUUGCAUUAAUAUUACUAGAUAAAAUUGUGUAAACUUUCACAGUGAUGAGUAGUCUUGGUCCAUGGAUAAACAAUGCAUAAACAAGAUAUAUUUUAUCAGCCCCCUGCUCCAGCCAGCCUGAGCAAAGACAAAGUGAGCAUUUGGAAUGCUUGGUGCUGUAAAGGGGACAAAGAAGUAUCUCGAGAAGCUGCUACCAAAGGUGCAAAGCAUGUAGAACUUGUUACACAGUUUUUAUCUGCUAGGAGGAGAAUAACAUCUGAUGAGGCUAAUUCUCUAUUAAAAAAUGAGGUGCUGGCUUGGGUGAAGGAGCUACUAGAUCGAAAGCAGAUUUUCAGAAUCUCACAUAUUCUCAAUAAUAUUGGCAUCGAUCCGAACACCGAACUACAAAACGUCUUUUAUACCACUGCAGACAGUGAACUCAGAGAAUACAUAGGCAAUCAUUUGAAAAAUUUAAAGAAAUUAGAUGAAAGAUUAUCGAACCUGUGGCAUUUCUUAGACCUUGUUUUAAAAAAUAAUGCUUUGGUUUCGAAGCAAAAACUGAGCAAAGAUAGUAUUGAGUGUCUAGAAAAUCAGGAUAGUGAAUGGAAGUCUGAGAUAGCUGCCAAGUUAUUUUUACGAACUUAUGAUACAGUUUUGGUAUAUUUUUUUAACGAGAAUGCUCUUUGGAAACAACUAAUAUUUUACAAUGAUGUAAAGCUGUUGAAAAUGUGGAUUCAAAUCAGGUAUAACAACAUUGAAGACAGUGGAGCUCCAGACAGCUUGAAGAAUGUGUUUGAAAGAUUUCCUAUCACAACAGAAAUGGUGAACCAGCUGAAUACCUCCGAAGCGUUUGCUAACACAAAAAAGACGAUUUUGAAUGGUCUGAGUUGUUAUGGAAUCUUUGCCGAUGAAGAUAAAAGUUGCCUCUUAAAAUUACUUCACAGAAUGAAUGAAGCCGGAAUUGUUCAAAAUACUUACGAAAUAAUUGAGAAACAAACAUCAAAUCUCGAUCAACACGUUUUUCUACAGCUGCUAGUAGAGUACUGUACGAAAAAUAAGCUUUUUCCAGUACUGAGUAGUUGUGUUGAAAGGCUUGAUAUUUCUGAAGAAAAUAAAGAUCUCUGUGAAGAUAUUUCUUUAAUAUAUUCUCUAAGAAAGUUGAAUUUCUCAGAUAGAAUGAUAUUACGUGAUAAUAUUUUUUAUGUUGCUAAAUUUUUAUCAAACGAUUUAAAUAAUUAUUUCAAAGAAAAUCCUUUAAUUCUGCUGUCUAUAAUUGUUUUUACUGAAGAUCUAGAUUUUGAAAAUUUAAUGCAGGCAUCAUCUCUCAGUCUUUUUGAUACAGACCUACUCCCUGCCUUAAAACAUUUGCUAGGAAACUUUAGAAUACUGAAAGCUAUCUAUGAAUAUAAAAAGGUAUUGAUAGAGAGCAAUGUCACUUAUUUUGACCUACUAGAGAAACAUACGGGUGUUGACACAAAAAGCUUAUUUCACGCAGUUCCAAUGCCCAAUUUCACUACAUCAGAACUAGUAGAAUCAUAUGGUUACCAGAAGAAAAUCAAUUAUCUCUUUUAUGUGAGAGAACAAAGGCCAAGCAUAGCUGCCAAGUUGUUCUUACUAGAACAUUACAAAGAAUCAACUAUUCUUCCUGAAGAUACUGUUCGUUAUGUUCAAAAGAAGAUAUUUACCAUAGCCCUGAGAAACUUUAACAGCUAUGAGAUUCCUUCCAGUUGUAUAUCCUUCUUAGAAAUGGUAGGAAUCAACUCCAACUUUUUGAGAGUAGCGGUAACAGCGGCACAUGUGUUAUACGAAUCGACAGGGAACUUUGAUUAUGUUUUGAAGUUGUUUCUGAACAUUGAGAAAGAUGCCCACAGUAUUUUGAACAGUUUAGAAGAAUGUAUCUUAGAAAAAAUUAACUUUGAGUUUACCAAUGGCGCAGCUUUUGUCGAUGCUAUUAAAACCUAUAACAUAGUAGUGAAAUUCGCGACCUGCUACAACCUCAAACUACCCGAAAUGUUCCUGACAGCAUGCGCAAGCAACAACUGGUGGCUUUCUUUCCUGACAUUCGCCCAGCUGAAUAAUUAUCCCAUAGAGCAGAUAAAACUGGCUGUUCAAUCCUUCAGAAAUGCGAAUUUACUGGAACACGUGAGCCACAGCGUAAUGCACGACAUCCACGUUGACGAUCAGAGCAUUCUGAUGCGCGAGAGAGACUCGAGAAAAUACCUUUUGUCUAAGAUAGGCUUGAGGAAGAGUAUAGACAGCCUGAAUCAGAGCGAGUCGUACUCCGGUGUUACAUCGCAUUCGAGUCAUGGCAGCACAAAUUCAAGUUCUGCGGGUUCGGAUUUGUUGGAAAUUGACAUUUCGAACACAAAAGCGACGUUGCUGCAAACGCUGAUCAGGUGUCACAACAGCACAGAUCCGCCAAGAGCGCUGUUGCAGGCUUGCCAGUUAUACAAGAAUCCAUUGCUGGCAGUUUUUGCUACCAGCUAUGAGCCUGAUUCGGUGGUGACAAACUGGCUUACUUGGCUAGCAGUUUCCUCGGAUUUAUGUGAAGCUUUCACUAACUACGAGACCGUUGCAUUUUGUUCACAUUCUGUGAUGACGUUACUCAAUAAUUGUAUGAAGCAUCAAUUCCCAAAGACCAUACUCGAAAGCUUCGAAAUAUUCCUUCCGACAAACGGCCUGACUAAUUUUUUGCAAUUUCUCAACAUGUGCAUCAAAGAAGAAUACGAUAUACCCCCUCUAACCUCCAAACUAGAAGCAUUCAAAUCAUCUUUGGAUAAGUGCAGGCGCUCCAGUGUUUUUAACGAAAACGAUCGUGAAAUGACAUACUUGAGCAACAAAGUUUGGUUAGAACAAACGGCGCUGUUACUACUUUCAUCUGCGAUAGAAUACAACGUGUAUUCUCUUUACGAGCAAAUCGGAAUGUUGAAGCUUUUGGAGGAAAUAAAAAUAGGAUCGUACCUAAAAUGCCCUGAUAUCACCAACCUGGUCAAAAUGCUGCAGAUUGUCCUGGAUACAAAAUUGGCAGUUAAGUUUGAUAUUCCACUGUAUUUCAAGAAGAACGGGAGACAGGCUGUCAUAGACUGUAUAUCGAUGCUUUUAGAUAAAGAGCUAUUUGAACAUGCCUUGAAGAUAGCGGAAAUAGAAGGUCUACCGAAAGAUCUUAUAAUAGUGCGUGAAUGGCACUACAAUUACCAGAAUCAAAGAAAUAAUCCUAAUCUUUGGACUGAUGCCGAUAGUGAAUUUUCAAAACAUAGCAUCACUGCAGAUUGCGUGGUAGAGUUUUAUUUGGAAUAUUCUGAUAAAUCGAAUGAUAAUGCUGAAAGGUAUCAGAUUUUGAAGCUAGCAUACAACUGGGCAAAAAAGUUCGAGCUUUCUAAUGAGUAUGAGUUGGAGUGUGAAAAAUGGCUGGCCUACGUUCUGAUUUUUGACAAGAAGGAAAUAGACACUGAUGAGAUUGAAGACAGCUUUCCUGUGAAUGUCACCUACAAGGAGAUGGUAGAAAAGCUGGAAAAAGUGCCGAAACAUGACGAAUCUCUACCUACAGAUCAAGCGAACAUUAUCAAAACAUUGAUUAACACCAGUUUGAAUAGGGGAAAUUUUUGGCUAGCACUGAAGUUGGAGAAAAUGUUCAGAAGUUCAAAUACAGACCUGGACAUUCUGAAGCUGUGUUACAGCCUAGCUGAACAUUUAGUGUCUCCAUAUCAGCUGAAUACCGAACAAAGGCUUUUACUCACUAAGGGAUCUCAAUACAGAAGGUUGAGUAACAGGAGAAACUUACUAUCUUCUAGGACUUCGACAGCUAGUUUGAAUUCUCACUCCUUUACGAAUCUUUCAACUUAUAAUCAAGCAGAUUACGUGGAUGCUCCAGUAGAAGACACCUUAUCAAUCCUGUCAACGCUGUCAGAGCAACUGACUAACGGUUUAGGUCUAGCCUCUAGGGUAUAUAUGACGUACAGGAUCAGUAUCAACAUCGAGAUUCCCUACCAUUUGGUAGUAGCGAAUACGGAUUCGUUGAAGAUGCUGAAAGACGCCCUAGAAGAUGACUGCAAUAAUAAGUUGGAAGUUGUGCAUGAUUUUAUUCACGUGUACAGGUGGCGCAAGGAACAAAUUUCAGACUUUAUCUGCGAGGAAAUCAUCAAUUCGGCUAACGCAUACGUAAGAUCCAAAACCGAGCAAUACCUAAUGUGGGACGUAAAAAUGGAUGAAAACUUCCAUCUGGUGCUCCAACUGCUUCAAGAUAACUGCUCGAUACUUGGCUACAAAAUUUACACGUACGCGAGCACGAUGCACAAGGUGCAAGUGUUAGCCAACCUGGACUUCAAAAUCAGCGAAAUCGCGCUCGUGAUCGAGCUGCUAAUCGUGGCUCACAAUUGUUUUACCGCCGAUUGCAAUAUGGAAGGCAUCACCAUCAUUCUGAAGAAGUGUCAGAAGGUCAUUGCACAUCUGCUGACGCUAAGGAGUUGGAAGCUGAUAGUUAGGCUGUUAACAGGUGUGGGCAGAUAUACGGAAAUGAAUUACGUUUUCCAAAUUCUUCGAGAAAAUGACCAAUUCGAAUUUCUCCUAAGGAAAGGUUCCAGAAAAGACAGUGCCCUGAAAACAGCACUGUUAGAAUACCUGAAGAAGUACUGCCCCGAUAAUAGGGAUCUAUACAAAAUCGUGGCGCUACACUUCACCCUGUUUUCGGAAGUAGCGUUAUUGUGGGAAAGGGAGGCGCAAAGUGUCAUCAGGAAUUUAAUCGCUAUUUCGAAAUUAGAGAUGCAGAAUAAUAAGCUGAAUCCUGACAUUGAGCCAUACAUUUUGUUUACAAAUACGGACGGCACGAAAAUAUGCCUGAAUAAGGCUAUGGAGAACUACAUCCAUGCUACCGAGUUUCAUCUACAAGGCGAAAAACUGGCUAAAGCAAUGCAUUCUGCUAAGCAAGCUGAACUGAUUGCACUUCAAGUGUCUUAUUGAAAGGGUUAACAUCCAGUGGAACAGCCAUCUGCUUAUUGAACCUGAAUCAGACGCAGAUUUGCAGUUUGAUUUCCGGAAACUUAAGUUUCGAACAGAGUCUCAUCCUGGUCCAAUCAUACAACUAUCAACCGGACUGGAGUUCAGUUCUGUUCGACCAGUGCAUCCUCAGAUCAAAUCUUGCUUACUUGGAAUCUUUCAUGAAGCAAGAACCGCUUACAGAAAACAUCGUCCAUGAUAUAUCAAGGAAAUUUGUUGCUGCGAACAUCAACAGUUCCACAGAAAUAGAAAGCAUGAAAGUGAUACUUGAUAAGUUGUGUUCUGUACACACGAAAUAUAGGUUAGCUAGCGAGUUGGGUUUUACUGAUGUUGUUGAGGAUUUGAUUCAAAGUGGACAGUUGGCGUAUUUGAAAGAUACCGUCUGGAAGAAGGGUUACAAAACUUGAGGAAUGCGUUUUUCUUUAUACAGUGUGAGUCUUCAUAAAGUGCACAUAUCAAAAUCAGGGAAACUACACUCUAUUUCAUCGAC
Molecule: messenger RNA, 5580 nt
Organism: Acanthoscelides obtectus
Lineage: Eukaryota; Metazoa; Arthropoda; Insecta; Coleoptera; Chrysomelidae
Source: the annotation of a GenBank genome assembly